Molecule: messenger RNA, 1233 nt
Organism: Aspergillus affinis
Lineage: Eukaryota; Fungi; Ascomycota; Eurotiomycetes; Eurotiales; Aspergillaceae
Exons: 1
Coding region: 1-1233 (410 amino acids)
Source: RefSeq, a predicted model, not a curated record
AUGGGCGUCAUCCGUCUUCCCCGCCCUACAGCCCUCUACGUCCCCAACUCUCUCCCAUCUCCUUCAUCCUCUGCCUCCUCAUCCACUCGCACUCUCACCCCCGACAUGAUCUCCCCGCCGCUCUCCUCAGACUUCACCUUCGACUCGGAGACCCUGCCGGCCUCCAGCCUGCCCGCCCUCGAGUACAUCUCCCGCAAACUACAACAGAAAAUGAUGCACGUCACGCUGCUCGUCGGCCGCGGAAAGCCCUACCCCACCGGCACGCCCUCCGACCUGAUGGUCAUCCCCAUCAGCCCACUGGACCCAACCUCCGUGCGCAUCGUGCACCGCACCGUCGCCAAGGGCGCCGCCAAAUUUUCCCUGGGAGCCAGCUGGACCGAUGCGCUAGUCCGUGCUCAGUACGAGCGCCACGCCAACGAAUAUCUCAUCCAGCAAUCCAUCAUGCAGAACGAGGUCGUCUUCAGUCGCGAGGGUCUCACCUUGCUGAACGUUGACCGCAUCUACACGUUUAAGCGCCGACUGUGUAUCCUGUCCUCGAGGGGCCCACACGCCAAGGACGAGUACGUCGGAUCGUGUGUCAGCCUGCUGCAUCGCACCAUCCAAGACUUCCAGGGCCGGCCGUUCAGCAAGGCGUUUUUCCAUCGUGUGUACGAGCAGCUCGACGUGCGGGACGAGCUGCUGAUGCACAUCGCCGACGUCUAUCGAAGGAGUUAUGGCGUCGAAGGCAUCGUGCUACCUGAGAGGGGUGGCGUUGCCGAGCAGACGGCGACGAGAGCUCCGGUGAUGUCGAAGAAGAAGUCGUCAUCGAGGAUGGGCGGCAAAGGCGCUGCCAUGAAGCCGGCGAUGCAGUCGGUUCCUGAGGUUGAAACCACGAAGCCGGUCUCAACGACAUUGACCACGACAACUACAACUACCGCCACCACCACGCCUGCCAUCAAAAUUCUUCCCGCAAAGCCCACCCCCACCAGCAAGCCGCUGCCCGCCAAACCAACCUCCACGGUGCGAUCGGUGCGCAAAUCCCCUCUGCGCGGCGCCAUCCGCUCUCCUCGCGAGGCGGGCCCGCCGCGAUCGCGCAUGCCGACCAAACGAGGCCCCAAGACGCCGCAGUCCGCGUCGGAUGUGACGCCCAUCACGCGAAACGAAUGGAACAUGCUGGUUGGGACGGACUUCAAACACGUCAAGCCGACCGUGACGAAGUGGACGCCGUCGCCGACCGUGCUGGCGGCAGCUUGA